Molecule: messenger RNA, 5035 nt
Organism: Serinus canaria (Common canary)
Lineage: Eukaryota; Metazoa; Chordata; Aves; Passeriformes; Fringillidae
Gene: NDP
Product: norrin cystine knot growth factor NDP
Exons: 4
Coding region: 885-1331 (148 amino acids)
Biological process (GO): Wnt signaling pathway
Source: RefSeq, a predicted model, not a curated record
AGCUUGGCUGGUGGUGUUUUGUGAUUUCUCAGAUAACAAGAGCUUCACAUUUCUGUGGAAUUCCCAUUUGCCAGUGAGCUGCUGCUGCUGCUGCCCUGAUUGAUAUAUGACUGCAAUGGCACUUUUCCAUUUGACAUUCUCCCUCUCUCUCCCUCUCUCUCCCUCUCUCUCUUAAACAACAGCCCUAACUUUUGUGUGUUGCAAAUAUAAAAGGCAAGCCAUGUGACGGAGGGACAGAAGAACAAAAGCAUUUGGAAGUAACAGGACCUCUUUCAGCUCUCCAAAGGGUUUGAGGCAAAGGAGGAGUGGUGCAUUUUCCAAAGGCUUUCCAAUGGACCGGACAGCGCUGGUUGUGGAUUAGGACAGAUUUAGCCCGCACUCUUUAUUGGCUGAGAGCUGUGAGGAAAGCCCCGGUGCUUGGCUCUGCUGGGGUGCCCGGGGUAUAUCUGGUAGGCGGCCGGUGACACGGAGCGCGGGUGGCUGUGCCGCCCGGAGCUGGCACGGGAGGAUGCUGCGAGACCCCAGACCGUCCGCUGAAGGAGAGAGGGAGGCUCUCCUCCGCUCCCGGCAGAUCAUUUCCCUGUGUGUCAGCGCCAGAGGCACCAGCAUGACCGUUCUCCGUUUCUCCGGGACGAAGGAAGGAUUUCGCUGCCGUGAGCCCGGUGAGCAAGUGUCAGUGUAGGGGAACUGCGGGGCUCAGGAGCCGACACUGCCCGCAGGAAGAGCCCCGGCUCCUGCUGGGACUCAGCUGUGCAGGAGAUUCUUUGAUGGAUUACAAUCUCGUCAGACUCCAACUUGAGAAGAAGAAUGACAGCUCAGACACUUAAACCAGACCUUCCACCAUCCUGGAAAGGAACUGGCUUCCAGAAUUCGGAGGGUUUUUGAUGCUCUACCUCCCUCUGCUGUUACCAGCGAGAAGUUCCUCGACAAUGGGAAAUCAUGUACUCGCAGCUUCGAUUUCCAUGCUCUCGCUGCUGGUGAUGAUGGGAGACACGGACAGUAAAACAGAGAGCUCCUUCCUCAUCGACUCCGACCCCAGCCGCUGCAUGAGGCACCACUACGUGGACUCCAUCAGCCACCCUCUCUACAAGUGCAGCUCCAAGAUGGUGCUGCUGGCUCGCUGCGAGGGCCGCUGCAGCCAGACGUCGCGCUCGGAGCCCAUGGUGUCCUUCAGCACGGUGCUGAAGCAGCCCUUCCGCUCCAGCUGCCACUGCUGCCGGCCCCAGACCUCCAAGCUGAAGGCCAUGAGGCUGCGCUGCUCGGGGGGCAUGCGGCUCACGGCCACCUACCGCUACAUCCUCUCCUGCCACUGCGAGGAGUGCAACUCCUAGGGACCGGGGGCACGGCAGACGGGGGACAAGGGGGUGCUGCUGCGGGGGAAGAGCCCCAGGAAACAACCCAAGGCACAGGAUUGCAGCGAGGACAGCACUAACCAGGCUGGAUUGAAUCUGAGAGCAGAAGUACAAAAUAUCCUGGGCUGCUGGAUGGUGCUGGUGCCGCACUGUGAGCUGUGACAAAGGCAAAAGCAUGAGGACUUGUUUUUAAGAAGCCUUUCUUUUUUUCUGAAAGGAUGUUUUUGAGAGUUUCUUCUUUUUCAGACUCAGCUCUGACUACAGAGAGGUGCUUUUACUUUGGGCCAUGGGCAGCAGAGGAACAGAGAAGAAGGUCAGCCAGAUGACAGCACUGCAGUCUGGAAAGUGACAUUUGGACAGAGGAUGGGCAUCAGUUCCCACAGACAACCUCUUAACCUAUCAAUUUAUUCUCAGUUUCCUCGUUAUACUGGCCUUCAAAGCAAUCUGUGCUGUUGGCAAGGGUCAUCUGUUACUGACCUAGUGGCCAAAUGCUGGAUAACUUUAACUGUGGUUUAGCAGAAAUUACAAAUAAACCAUUGAAAAGUGAACUGGAUAUGAAAUGCCAUGCUUGGAAUACCCAGCCUAGCUCAAACAAUUAUUUGCACCAUGUGUCAUCAGAGUUCAGUGGCUGAGCAACUCUUGGGAAGGGAAAGGUCAUGAGACUCACUAUUGCCUUCUAAAAGCCAGGAAAUGUGACACAUCACAUCUGUUGAAAAAGCCAUCAUUCAAAAGCUAAAAACUAAUCAAAUAUUAAAAUGCCACAUACUAGAUGGAGUAAUUUCUUAAUUUAAAUAGACCUGUUGAUGUACAGAACUGGAGCUACCAAAAUGAUGAUUAAACCUAGGAAUUAUUUUCAUCUAUAUUUCUUAGGCCAUUCAGCAAAUACCAUUUUGCCUUUUAAAGACAGCCAAUCCCCAAAUUCUAAAUCUCAAAACAACAGGGGAUCCAAGGUUUGGGAAUGCUAUUUGGUAUUUGCUGAGAAACUCUGUCCCUCCUCCAUCAAUGUGAGGUUUUAGGAAGGUUCAGUCACAAUCUAUUGUGACUUUAAGGGAACAACAUAACUCUUCUUAUCUCAUAUUAAAAUUCUGAUGUUCCUAAAUGUCAGCAUAUGCAGUCAGCCAGCAGCAAGUCUGUUCUGUUCACAGAAACCUGGCUGAGCCAUUGCUUUGGCAGAAGUCCAGAGGGUGUUGAGAGGAUCUUUGCUGUGCAAGGAUUUGGGAUCAGCAGCACCCGUGAGCACAGUUAUUGUCUGGGAUAGGCUGGAUUGGCUCCCAUUGACACAGCAGUGUCUGGCAGGGUCCCAUGGAAGGAGGGGAAGUCCUUUCCAAGAGCAGAGUUCAGCCAAUCUAUUCCACUCCACCCAGUUUAUUUGCAGCAGGUGCCAUGAGCAGCAGCUGGAGGAUGCACACUGCUGUGUGUGACAGGGAAUCCCCAGGGAGCUCAGUGACAGGAGUUUCUGUGGCUGCUUGGGCAAAGCCUAAUUCCUCUGCCUCCUCCUGGUGAAUGUGUGUGGGAAGUGAAUGCAGAGGUGACAGCCACUGGCCUUGCAAGCCAAACCCCAGAGUAGGAUGGCAGCUGGCAGCGGAAAGACAUGGUGAGAGCACAGACACCCUUCAGAGAGGUUUGGGGUGCAUGGGGAGAAUUCUGUCCUCUGGAGGUGACUUGGAGAUGAUCAGUUUUCAAAGACACAGAGCUGUGGGCAAACUAAAGGGUCAAUCCAACCCCCAGAAGCUGAGGGGCUCAGAUUGAAAUGUCAGAAGUGGUGGUGAUGAGCCCCAGUGAGCUCAUUAGACACCAUGUGUUGUCCCAGGACUGUCAGUCAUUCCUUUCACAUCUGAUACGUGCUCUGAACAUCAAAGGGCCAAUCCAGGGAGUGUGAGCUGGGCAUUAUCACCAGACUACUUUAUAUAAAAGAUCAUAUGUGCAUCCCUUUUCCACUCUCUUUCAACCCCCAGCAUCUAAAGAUCCCAUUAUCCAAAAAAGCACCACCCCCUACUGUUAAUUAUAUAUAGCAAAUUCCAGUCCUCCCUCAAAAUGACAGCCAUACCUUUGACAGCCAAAUAACUACACUGCAAAAUAUGCAUGACCUCUGAGUGUGCUCACAGACACUGCUGCCCACCAGCAGUACUAUGCAGCUAUCUAAGGAAGGGGAAUGUUUGAGGGAUAAUUGCUAUAUCCAGCAUCACCAGCCCCCAGGCUGUGCUGCCAGUGCAAGACAUGGGGGCUGUGACACAAAAUCUGGUGCUGCAAGUGCCUAAAAGGGUUGGAUGGGACCUGGCAGAACAGCAGGGCACUGACUGAGGUCCUCAGGUAAGAAGAGACAGCAGGGUUCAGCAGAGACCAUGCCUGAGCCAAUUUAGCAAAAAAGAGAAUAUCUGUAGUGAGAGGAGAGCUUGGCUGGUAUUUAUACCCAAACCCCCCUCACUAACACAGACCCAGAACUGUAACUGCUCAAAUCAGCCUCACAAAAGAAAUUUGUGUCUCAACAAAACCCUUUUUUCCCCUCUCCCCCCAACCUCUUCCUUCUACUUUUGCUUGGUUCCUCUGAUGAAAUCACCACCUUGUGACCUUAAAGGCUGUUUGCCAGGCAUAAAUGUCAAAGUGAAUUCAACAUUAUCUAAUUGAACUGUUGAGUCCAAUAAAUGCAUGGGAGGAGUAUAACAGAAAUUAUAAAUGGCAAAACAAAACAGUUGUAAACAUCUACAACUUGAUAUUAAAUAAUGAAUCAGACUUCCAAAUUCUUUUGGCUUUGUCAGGCAAUCUUCAUUCUGACAUUUAAGAAAAGGUGAAGCUAUUCUUCAUAACCAAAUCUCCCAAAGUCAGUUAUAAAUCCAUAUUUUGAUACUUUUUUGGUAAUUAUUUUAGGAAACUCGUUUUGAAUGAAGUACAGAUGAGCCACCUAUGUUAAAUACAGAUGGUGUAUUGAAGCAAACAAAAAUGAGGCUUCAGGUAAAAAACUACAGCAUCUAGCUAAUGGUGAGAAAGAGUCUAAAGGGUGCUUGGAGAUGAGCUGGCUUCCUGAUUUAUUGGUCAUACACCACUCUGGAUACCAAAGCUCUGUUUUUCAAGUCAGACUACUGUGUAAGUGAUUCUUAAAUUAAACAAGAGGGAGGACAAUGCCCAGCUUUCCAGAUAAUGUGGGGCUUGUUCUUUGCUGGAGAAUCCUCUUGCUGGGAUUUGAAAGAGAAGACUUUGUCCCUUUCCCCCCUCACUGCACCUCACCCUUCAGGCACCAUCUUCCCCCACAGAAAGGCUGGUUGAGCUGUGGUUUGCUCAGGAUGAGGUGAUACAGAUUUCUGACUGUCACCUCCCUAUGCUCUCCCCUCUUUUGAUGAAGUUUCUGAAAUGAGCUUGGCUUAUUUGUGAAAGUCAGCUGUCCUAGCAGUGUUGGGGUUAUGCUUCAGCUGGAUUGACUGGAUUCAGCUGGGUUGUAGUCAUGGUGUCUGUGAAAAGGGGAGAUUUCCUCAAACCCCUAAUGUGUCAUUAAUUUGUCAGUGUGCCAGGAAAGCCAAGACCCUUGGGCCAACCAGCCUGCCCGUGGUCUGCUAUGGAAACUCUUCUGAAACAGUGCUGCUGUGCCAGAGGAUGGCUUGGCUGACUUGGUCGGGGUCACUCACCAAAUACAAAAACCUCCUUCUAGGUCUCCACACAUUCACCCACUAGCAGCACCCCUGAAGGACUCA